AUGUCAGACUCCAACCCUCUGCUCACGGCACGCUCCCUCAUCCUCCUCCAGCUAUUAUCGAGGAUCCUCACUUUCUCGUUGAACCAAACGCUGCUGCGUCUAGCAUCUCCCGCAGUAUUCGGUACGGCAGCCAUCCAAUUCGAUCUGGUGUGCUCGAGCAUCUUGUUUCUGUCGAGAGAGGGUAUCCGCAAUGCUCUUCUACGGCGAAAUAAUGAGGAGGGUGAUAAACCACAAGGAAAGAACGAUGAGCAGACACAUGCUCUAUCGAUAAUGCCCCUGCGUCUAGGCGCACUCUUGGCCACCGCGAUAUCGGGAAUCUACUUGUGGUCAUCUUCAUCAAUCACCACCUCCCAACAGGGCUUCCACCUCUCCUUGGGACUCUAUGUUCUCUCAGCUCUGCUGGAGCUCUCAAUAGAGCCAUACUAUAUCUGCGUGCACACUUCGACGCCGCCUAGACUCAAUGUACGGGUACAAGCAGAAGGAGGAAUGGCCAUCGUCAAAGCAGUCGUCACUGUCGCGAGCUUGCUUGGACUUGGAGAGAGACAUGCCCUGCUGAGCUUUGCGCUGGGGCAGGUCUCAGGUGCUCUCUGGCUGGCUGUGAGAUAUAUCCAAGAGUACAACUGGAAUGUCCAAAGUCUCCUUGUUGCCAAGCGCCGCACAGUCCGACCGAGGUCUGAUCCGGGGCUGUACUCCCUUGCAAUGGCCAACACAGGACAAAGCUUUAUCAAGCAUGUCUUGACAGAAGCAGACAGGUUCGCUGUCGCCCGUUUGAGCCCUCUGGAUGAUCAGGGAGGAUAUGCAGUCGCCAUGAACUAUGGAUCACUGGUAGCGCGCAUAGUUUUCCAACCGCUGGAAGAGUCCCUCCUCCUACACUAUUCCAGUUCCCUCGAAUCCCCAGCAACUCUACCCCUCUUCACCGAGACUAUCCGGCUGUCUCUUUAUCUUGAUACUCUCGUCCGCACCUUUGUCCCUCCUCUUUUCCCAGCCCUAUCCCCCUUCCUCUUGCCCCGGCAAUAUCUAGACACCUCGGCGCCCUCCAUCCUCAGGCUCUACCUGACAACAUACAUCCCUCUCCUGAGCUUGAAUGGCGUGGCAGAGUCGUUCCACACCGCUAGCGCGGACCCUAGUGAGGUCAAACUUCAAGCAAGAUGGAUGGUGGCGAGCUCUGGCGUGUUUGCGGGUACUCUUGCUCUGUUAGCUUCUGUUGGAGACAUAUAUACCACCAGCCGUGGUGCUCCUUCCGAGAUCAUCACCCCCAAUCAAGAGCAAAGGCUUGUGCUCGCCUCUUCGGCGGCUAUGCUCGUACGGAUAGUAUAUGCCCUCCGUCAUGCGAGGCGUUCCUUUUCUCUACAGAAACCUUCUUUGAGGCUACUCAACCUUCUACCGAGUCUCAAGGUGCUCAGUUGGGCUGUUGUCGCCAGAUCUUUGUUGGGAUUCUGGUCAGCGACCGACAGAUGGCAAAGCGGGUGGAAAGGUUGGGUCGAGUUGGUCGGCGCUGGAGGGGUGCUGGGAGUGGUCUCCCUUGUGUUCAUGUAA
This is a messenger RNA of Cryptococcus wingfieldii CBS 7118, 1536 nucleotides long. Its product is annotated as oligosaccharidyl-lipid flippase. NCBI's taxonomy places the organism in Eukaryota, Fungi, Basidiomycota, Tremellomycetes, Tremellales, Cryptococcaceae. Gene Ontology annotation, cellular component: endoplasmic reticulum membrane. The record is from RefSeq and is a predicted model, not a curated record. The coding region runs from base 1 to 1536 and encodes 511 amino acids. Gene Ontology annotation, biological process: glycolipid translocation; dolichol-linked oligosaccharide biosynthetic process. The transcript has 3 exons.